Molecule: messenger RNA, 1447 nt
Organism: Carya illinoinensis
Lineage: Eukaryota; Viridiplantae; Streptophyta; Magnoliopsida; Fagales; Juglandaceae
Product: probable serine/threonine-protein kinase DDB_G0291350
Exons: 6
Coding region: 74-1117 (347 amino acids)
Biological process (GO): protein phosphorylation
Cellular component (GO): cytoplasm
Molecular function (GO): ATP binding; protein serine/threonine kinase activity
Source: RefSeq, a predicted model, not a curated record
UCGGAGAGAAACGAGAGAAAGAAACAGUCCCCAUAUAUUCAGAAGGACGCAAGAAAGAUUGACAAGGGGGAAGAUGGGGUGCUCAUUUUCUGGGUUGAAUGCGCUAUACGAUGCAGUAAACGGUGGAGGAGACGUUUGGAUCAAUGAGAACCGGUUCAGGAUCGUGAGGCAGCUCGGGGAGGGCGGGUUCGCCUACGUUUUUCUGGUCAAGGAGGUGCCCACAGACUCUGGUUCGGCCACUGGUGGCGGUGGUGGCUUGGCUAAGAAAGUCAAGGACCCAUCUCAUCUCUCUGAUGAUGGCACUUAUGCUAUGAAGAAAGUUCUCAUUCAGAAUGCUGAACAGUUAGAGUUGGUUAGGGAGGAAAUCCGCGUCUCAUCGCUAUUCAGUCAUCCAAAUUUGCUACCGCUUCUUGAUCAUGCUAUCAUUUCUACUAAGCCAACACAAGAAGGAUCUAGGAACCAUGAAGCAUACUUGUUAUUUCCAGUUCAUUUGGAUGGAACAUUACUGGAUAAUGCCAAAGCUAUGAAAGCUAGAAAGGAGGUUUUUUCUACCUCAGAUGUUCUUUAUAUAUUUCGACAGCUUUGUGCAGGACUCAAUCAUAUGCACAAUCUUGAUCCUCCAUAUGCACAUAAUGAUGUCAAACCUGGUAAUGUUCUUAUUACUCAUAUAAAAGGAAAACCACCUCUUGCUAUAUUAAUGGACUUUGGCAGUGCUAGACCUGCCAGAAAGCAGAUUCGCUCUCGUUCGGAGGCACUACAGUUGCAGGAAUGGGCAUCUGAGCAUUGUUCAGCUCCUUUUCGAGCUCCUGAGUUGUGGGAUUGCCCAAGCCAUGCAGACAUUGAUGAGAGAACUGAUAUUUGGUCAUUAGGUUGCACUUUAUAUGCAAUAAUGUAUGGGGUAUCUCCAUUUGAGUACGCACUUGGAGAAUCUGGAGGAAGCCUACAGUUGGCCAUUGUAAAUGGCCAGGUAAAGUGGCCAGCUGGUCGUAAGCCCCCAUAUCCAGAAGCUCUUCACCAAUUUGUGACAUGGAUGCUUCAACCCCAGGCUGCAGUUCGCCCUCGCAUAGAUGAUAUCAUAAUCCAUGUGGAUAAGUUGAUUUCAAAGUUCUCUAAUUAAGACAAUAUUGGAAUGAACACAUUGGAGCGUGAUAAAUGGGUUAUAUGCAUGUCAACAGAUUGACUUUUUAAGUUCCAUUGAUCGUCCAUUUUUCAACCAAGGGAUAUAUGGAAAUGAAGUUAUCAAAACAACUUAAGCAAUAGUGUUACGUGCCAAUGUUACAACGAUUGUGGAGUAAUAGUUUGGGUAGCUGUGCAUUGGUUUAGUUUUGUUGUAUUGUUUUGUAAUUGCUAUCUAGUUUUAUCUCUUGCAAUGUAUUGUUUUGUAAUUGCUAUCUAGUUUUAUCUCUUGAGAUAUCAAUUUAUAGUAUUUGGUACCGAAUUUUCUGCA